Messenger RNA from Aspergillus welwitschiae, 2280 nucleotides. RefSeq lists its product as uncharacterized. The transcript is spliced from 9 exons. Bases 1 to 2280 code for a protein of 759 amino acids. NCBI's taxonomy places the organism in Eukaryota, Fungi, Ascomycota, Eurotiomycetes, Eurotiales, Aspergillaceae. The record is from RefSeq and is a predicted model, not a curated record.
AUGGCUUCGAAUACACGUGUCGACUUCGAGUCUUCUGGAGCCCAGGAAUGGACGCUACCGGGCUACGGAAAGCAAGAAGCUUCAAAGCCCACGCCGGAUGAGGUUUCCAAGCAACCCCCAGCCGCACCUGCCAAUAAAGGCACUCCCAGCACGCCGGUUCGUCCCCCAGGUAUACCACGACCAACAAGAGCCCGUGGAGGUUAUCGCGGACGGAUUGGACACUCAAGCGGGGUAUCGCCCAAGCCAAACGUCUUUGGUGAUUCGCCCGCAAAGUCGAAGUGGAGAGGUAAACUAGAGCCUGCAGGCCUCGUUAAACUACCCGCGCCUUUCGGAUUGUUGAAGAAUGAGUUUUUUGGCGUUGCAAGAUCGACAAGCUCAAUCAGAAAGCCCCCGGCGGCGCAUGGCCGCUAUGAGGUUUUUGAAGAGAUUAGUCGACGUACAGGAGCUUUCAUUAAACCACCCUUCUAUAACGAUACUGUCAUCUACCUAUGGGGCGAGCCACCUCAAGUUGCAGCUGCAAAGGACAUCAUUCUCAGUAUCAUGGCAAAGUGUAGCCAUUCGAGCAAAAAGAAGGUAGAAUGGGAUAAGGUUACGGCACAUUCAGUCAGUAAGGAAGUUCGUGUGGAGAUGAAGGAGAGAUACAAUGCCAGGCUCCAGGCGCUGCAAAAGCCACCGGAUUCCUCCUACGACUUUUCGGACUUUAUGCUAUUUCUGUGGCCAAAGGAUGGUCCUUCUAUUCAUGACUCCCUGGGUCCGCAGCUCGAGGCCCUCGACCACAUACGGGUCAAGUUCAAUUGUCACGUCUUUGUCCCAAAAGAUCUCCCGGAUCACAUCUGCGCUGUUGGGCACAACGACGAGGCCAUGAGGCAGAUCGUCCGACGCCUCAGAACGAAGUACACUGAGGUUGUUGCCAACUAUGUUGUGAAAGGCAAGCUCUACCUUGUCGAGCCUCCGACUGCCAUGAAAAGUAAGAUUGUCGUAAAGAAGGACGCCCGCCUAGCGAAGCCCUUACUCCGUGGAAUUCCACUCCAGGGCUCCGAGGCGGAACGGUGGCCCGAUCGAGCGAGCCUGAUCCAAUCAAAGAAUAAUGCCCGGCUUCUGAGCAUGGUCGAGAAAUGUCUAAAGGGCGUGGUCGUUGUUCGUGGACAUUUGCGUAUGCGGGUCAAUCUCGGCUCGUUUGUACUCGACCAGUACCGUAUUCCGGCAGACGACAAGCCAUACUAUGUUCUGGAGGAGUUCAGGGAAAUGAUACUGCACGAGCAGACUAAGGGACGCUUGAUACCAGGCCUCAAGGUCCAUAAGGACGAACUUCUUGCUAGAUGUUACCAGGCUACCCAUCUGCUUCAGCCAUACCUCAGCACGGCACAAACGCUGAGCAGUGCCGAGCCUGCAUUUUCAGUGAAUUUCGAAUUUCUAGGCCAAAGCAACUCCAUGCUUCGACUGGAGGCAGAGUUCGCCAGGAGUCCCGGUGCAUCAGAAUACGAGGCCACCCAGCGAAGGUGGCUUAAACCCCGUCAGGACGGCCAAUCCAGCGACAAACGCCCACCCCUGCAGGUAGCCGUCGUUGACUUCGAAAGGUCUGACUGGCAGCUCGAGUUGAAGUCUCUGGAAUUCUACCAGGCCAGUUCGAUCGAUGCUGCAUUGAGAGAUUUUGCAAACACCAUCAAGUUCCGUAGUACUGCUACUAUGCACGAUAUUUCGGCCAAGCCCGAGAGAAAGGUCAAAUUCUCUCAGUCCGCGCCGGUGGCCAGGUUUAUUGAGAAAUCCGCCAUUCGUUACAGGAUCAAAGGAACCAAUUAUACUCUAGAGAUUGCCCGCUAUGAUGAGUAUAGCCGUGCAAAUGCGUCAGCGUUGUCGAGCAAGCUACCGGGGAAUUACGCGGGCCCGUUCACCACGGAGCCUAAUACUUCCUGGGGCGCAUCUUUGUUCGACCCUCACUGGGACAAUCUCUUGGGUGAACAUGCCAACUUGGCUAUCGGGCAUGCUGCUCAAUAUGAUCCUACUUUGGAUAGCUUUUUCCCGGCAAGAGGGGCAGCGGGCGGCUCAGAGAAAAGCCAAGGGUUCUGGGAGUUUGUCGACAUGGUGAAGCAGGUUGCGGGACUAAUGGGUCCUGUACGGACCACUGCAACCUCUUCUGGAGAGAAGGCUUUGCUUGGCUCCGAUUCUGCACCGAGCGUCAAGCCCUCGACGGUUCAGGGCCGAUCGAGCGACUCGUCGCCGGUAAUGGGCAUGACCGAUCUGGCUGGGCUGCUCAAUGCAGACCUCGGCACCUUGUUUUAG